Molecule: messenger RNA, 2778 nt
Organism: Grus americana (Whooping crane)
Lineage: Eukaryota; Metazoa; Chordata; Aves; Gruiformes; Gruidae
Gene: FA2H
Product: fatty acid 2-hydroxylase
Exons: 6
Coding region: 54-1337 (427 amino acids)
Biological process (GO): fatty acid metabolic process; lipid biosynthetic process
Cellular component (GO): endoplasmic reticulum; membrane
Molecular function (GO): heme binding; iron ion binding; fatty acid 2-hydroxylase activity
Source: RefSeq, a predicted model, not a curated record
GCGCGCGGCCCCGGCAGCGGGACGGGCAGCGGGACGGGCAGCGAGCGGGGGCCAUGGCGGCGCCGCGCUCCUUCAGCGCCGCUGAGGUGCGGGCGCGCUGCGCGCAGGGCGCCUGCCUGGUCCGCUGCCACCGCCGCCUCUACGACCUGAGCGGCUUCGUGCGGCUGCACCCGGGCGGGGAGCAGCUCCUGCGCCGGCGGGCCGGUACCGACGUGAGCGCCGCGUUGGACGGGCCGCCGCACCGGCACUCCGCCAACGCCCGCCGCUGGCUGGAGCAGUACUACGUGGGAGAGAUGGAGCCCGGAGAGGAGCAGAGCCAGCCCGAGCCGGUGGAUGAGAAGGAGGUGGAUGCUGCAGCCCAGACCCCAACGCAGAUGGAUCCCCGCUGUAAAACCGUGGACGUGGAGAAGGACCUGGUGGACUGGCAGAAGCCCUUGCUGUGGCAGGUGGGCUACUUGGGGGAGAAGUACGACGAGUGGGUGCACCAGCCCGUGGAUCGGCCCAUCCGUCUUUUCCACUCGGAUUUCCUCGAGUCCCUCUCCAAGACGGCGUGGUACGUGGUGUUCAUCGUGUGGGCUCCCGUGGUGCUCUAUCUCAGCUGGGUCAGCUACACCUCCCUUGCCCAGGGCAACACCAGGCUCUUCUCCUCCUUCACCUCAGAGUACUCCAUCCCCGUCCACAAAUACUACUUCCCCUUCAUCUUCCUCCUGGGGAUGUUCCUGUGGUCCCUGCUAGAGUACCUCAUCCAUCGUUUUGUCUUCCACAUGAAGCCACCCGCUAGUAACUACUAUCUCAUCACCCUGCAUUUCUUGCUGCAUGGGCAGCAUCACAAGUCUCCCUUUGACAGCUCCCGCCUGGUCUUCCCUCCCGUGCCGGCCUCGCUGGUGAUCGGCUUCUUCUACGGCAUCCUGCGGCUCCUGCUGCCCGAGGUGCUGGGGCUCUCGGUGUUUGUCGGGGGACUCUGCGGCUACGUCAUCUACGACAUGAUGCACUAUUACCUCCACUACGGCUCACCGAAAAAAGGCACCUACCUGUACGGGCUGAAGGCUUAUCACGUCAAGCACCACUUUGAACACCAAAAAUCAGGUAGCGCUGCCGUUCCCGCACGUGCUGGCAGGGGCAAGGGCUGUCGAAGCCCAGCCUGCCUGCACGUGUGCAGCCGAUGCUCUGAAAUAUUUGGCACUCGGGAUUUGGGGUGGGGGAAACCCAAGAGCCGUGUCACUGAGGAAGUGAUGUAUGAGGUGCCGGGGGCGUGUUUCUCAGCCCCCAGGUUGAGGAUGGGGAGCUGGCGUGGCACGGGGGCAAAGGCGGCAGUCCAGCUCACCGGUGGGCACUAAUGCUGCCCGGGGAUGCCCGGGGCGGAGGCAGAGCCACUGCAGCACCGGGAUGUGGGUGUCCGUCCCUGCCUGGGGCAGCAUCUCCGCCUGCUGGGAGGCGUUGGCGGGCACAGGGUGAGGCCCUGGGCUUCCCCGGGUCUGCCCCACACCUUCCCCAGCCCGGCGCUUGCUCAAUGUGCCCUUUGCCUGGUUUCCUAGGAGAACACGCCCUGUCCAGAUAAGCUAUCAUCCAUGGGGCUGGUGGCAUGGCCCAGCCAGCUCCUUCUGCUCUCACCUUGCCUUCCUCCCUCCCCGAAACACGGGCACUCCUCCCUCGCCAGCCUCUCCAGAGGCACUGCCUGGCCCCGGCAUGGCUGUCAGUUGUCAUCACCUUUGCACUCAGCCGGGUGAUGUCCCAUCCUGUCCACGUGCUCCUCAUGCCCUGCCAGUCUCGGCGACGGUGGCACAGGCUCGGUUAACGUUGAGCGAGCCACACCCUGUCCCUGGCAGCAUCCUGGUGAUGGUGGUGCCACAGGCUGAGCGCUCUCUCCCGUGCCUGCAGGCUUCGGCAUCAGCACCCGCUUUUGGGAUUACCCCUUCCAGACUCUCAUCCCUGAGGAGACCUUCGAGAAAGAGGACUGACGGCCCCGGCACGGCACCCGGCUUCUAGCUCCGUCCCUCCCGGGCUGGGGCUGGCAUCCCUCCCCAGCCCUCGGCGAGGCCAGCGUGCCCCUGCCCCCUUCCUGGAGGCUGUGCCACGGCGGUGGCCUGACACCAGAGCAUCCCGGUGCUGUGCUGUGGUCCAGUUGCGGCACUACCAAGGGGGCUGGGGGGCAAGAAUGCAGGGAAAGGGGAGGAGGAGGUUGCGGGGCUCCCUGGGGGGCUCCUGCCCCUUCCUCGCCACCUUCCUGCUCCAGGUCAUGGAUGUGCAGGCAGUUCUGCUGCCUGAGAGAUGAAGUGCCCGAUACUGCCCUCCCUCCUCCACCCUGGCACCUUGCCGGAGCCCCCCUGAGCCCCUGGCCCUCCUGGGGUGCCCCCUCCCUGGGGCGUCCAACACGCUGCAGUUAACCCCAUCACCUAACUCGUGCUGAGGGGCUUCUGUAUUCCAGGUCCUUCUCCCGGCCUGAUCUCAGCACAGGGUGUUCUUAGCCCCUGGCCCUCGGGGUGGGGAUCCCGCAGGUCUGCAUUUUGCCUUUUUCUAACCAGUGCAGCCAUAUCUCUCUACCAGGUCUAUCAAGUUUGUGGGUUUUGUAGACAUUGGCUACUUAAAACUCAAACUCCAAUGAACACGAUUGCUCUGAGAUGCCCCUUUUUUUUUUUUUUUGCUGAUCCUGUGAUUUUAUUUUUUUUCUAAUGUUUACUGCAGAUAUUUAAAAGUUUGGAAUAAAGUUAUAUGUAAAACUGUAGACACUACAAUUGUAAAUAAACUGUAUAUUUUGAAAAAUAAAGCCUUUUAAAAAGG